AUGGCUUUCAUCUUUGGGAAAACCAAAAAGCAAGCUCCGAGAAUUUUGGAUCAGGAGAAUUUCGAGCCCGUCAAACAUUACUCCAAACAUGGAAGCAAUCACAGAAUUGUAUAUCAAGGCGUUGAAUAUGAGUCCGCGAUAUUUGAUCGAGUCAUACUCGCCGAGAUGGCUCUGCGGGGACUCGUCCAGCGCCACGACAGCGUCGAGAAAAAGCUUGACCAGCCGGUAUCCACUCCAGAGGAUAAGUUGAAGGUGCAACAAUGGGAGGAAGAGCUACAGAGCCUCCAAAAAGAGAUAUUAUUGAAGCAGCAUGAACUUUACAGAAACGAAGCAUUUCUUCCACACAAGCCUCUCAAGCAGAUGACUGUGCAGAAAGAGGUGGCUGCUGCAGUCGGAGCUGUGGAUGCUGCCAAAGCCGCCAUUUGA
This is a messenger RNA of Penicillium samsonianum, 426 nucleotides long. RefSeq lists its product as uncharacterized. Lineage: Eukaryota; Fungi; Ascomycota; Eurotiomycetes; Eurotiales; Aspergillaceae. Bases 1 to 426 code for a protein of 141 amino acids. The transcript has 3 exons. The record is from RefSeq and is a predicted model, not a curated record.